AUGAACACCAACUUUGACAACGCCCGCUUCACCGUCACUUACUCCCGCAACUGCGAUGGUGGAGUCCAAGAGAUGGCCGCUGCCGCCAAGUGCAUUCGCGAUGUCUUCCCCAACAGCCAGAUUGUCUCCGAACGUACCAACAGCUUCCCCAUCAAGGUGAUUAUCUCCGUCCAAGACGAACGAGAUGGCGACAAGAAGAUUGUUUGGUCCGGCAAGCAACAGAAUCUCUUUGAAAAGUACCAAAGCAAGCGCACCAAGUGCAUGCAACGAAUCAAGUCCAAGCUGGUCGAUUUGCAAAAGCAGCAAGCAGACAGCACCACCACAAAGGAUAAUAAUACUGCACAAGAACAAAGACAAACAAUCCCCACCACACGACGAACCAGCCUUUCCUCUCCCACCAUCACAUCCGAGCGCCGUGCCAGCGUCGCCUCCCUUGUCGCUCUUCCCGUGCAUGCAUGA
Molecule: messenger RNA, 459 nt
Organism: Seminavis robusta
Lineage: Eukaryota; Bacillariophyta; Bacillariophyceae; Naviculales; Naviculaceae
Source: the annotation of a GenBank genome assembly